GUUGCAGGUAGCGGUAGCGAUGGACGCUCUGGAUCGAGUAGUAAAGCCCAAAACGAAAAGAGCCAAGAGAUUCCUUGAGAAGAGAGAACUGAAACUCAAUGAAAAUAUUAAAAAUGCCCUGCUGAUUAAAGGGGGAAAUGCAAAUGCAACAGUGACACAAGUACUUAAAGAUGUGUCUGCACUGAAAAAACCAUACAGUGUACUGUAUAAAGAGAAAAAUAUUACAAGACCUUUUGAGGAUCAGACAUCACUGGAAUUCUUUUCAAAGAAGUCAGAUUAUUCUUUAUUCAUGUUUGGCUCCCAUAAUAAGAAGUGGCCAAAUAAUCUAGUCAUAGGUCGCAUGUAUGACUACCAUGUGCUGGAUAUGAUUGAAUUCGGUAUUGAGAAUUUUGUUUCUCUAAAAGACGUUAAGAACAGUAAAUGCCCUGAGGGAACAAAACUCAUGUUAAUAUUUGCUGGUGAUGAUUUUGAUGUAGCAGAAGAUUAUAGAAGACUAAAAAGUCUUCUUGUUGAUUUCUUCAGAGGUCGCACAGUGUCAAAUAUCCGCCUGGCUGGAUUAAAAUAUGUUCUGCACUUCACUGCACUGAAUGGGAAGAUUUACUUUCUUACU
Messenger RNA from Saimiri boliviensis boliviensis (Bolivian squirrel monkey), 610 nucleotides. The record is from RefSeq and is a predicted model, not a curated record. Lineage: Eukaryota; Metazoa; Chordata; Mammalia; Primates; Cebidae.